Messenger RNA from Amoebophrya sp. A25, 325 nucleotides. NCBI's taxonomy places the organism in Eukaryota, Dinophyceae, Syndiniales, Amoebophryaceae. The record is from the annotation of a GenBank genome assembly.
AAACCGGCGUCGUGCCGUCCUCUGUGUCGAGGGACCAGCCGCGCGGACCCUUCCAGAAGCGUUAGAGACGAUUGCGGAUCAUGUCUUGCGUUACGGCUUAAUCUUCUGGAUGAUGAGCAGCCUGUGGCACGAGAGAUUUAGAAUAGCAUCAAGCAUAAGCAUAUGCUCUCCUCCAGCAUUCAUCUCUGUGUGUUUCUAAUCACUGCCUCUCGAUGUUGCAGAGCCUGUGGUCGUGGUUAAUAGGAAAGCUCGUGUCGUCAUCAACAGAGCUACAGGUGAGACAGGUAAAAACACUUUUGUUGCAAAUUUUCAGAAGGGAAGCUCC